This is a messenger RNA of Punica granatum (pomegranate), 1028 nucleotides long. NCBI's taxonomy places the organism in Eukaryota, Viridiplantae, Streptophyta, Magnoliopsida, Myrtales, Lythraceae. The record is from RefSeq and is a predicted model, not a curated record.
UGCCAUGGAAGAUCUAAGCAGAAGAGAGAAAAGGAUCGACUGAUCCAGUACUUCUCUAGCUUAAGAAAACAUUAUGGCAGCUUCUCUCGGAAAGGUCGAAGCUUUGUUGAGGGCUUGUGCGGUUCUGAUGUUGGUCUUGACAGCUUGUUUGGUCGGGAUGGAUACGCAGACGAAAGCCAUCGUCUUUACUUACAAGAAAAAAGUCACUUAUAAGUACCUCAAUGCUCUCACGGCUAUGGUGUAUAUCGAUGUUGCAGCUGCGGCUUAUAGUCUUCUUCAGCUAAGCAGAUGCACCAUAUCAGUUUGGUCCCACAAGAACCUAAUCACGUAUGAUCAGAAGAACUUGGCUUGGGGUUUUUUCUUGCUUGAUCAGGUUGUGGUUUACGCCGUGUUUGCUGUUAACUCGGCAGCAGCACAAGCAGCCCUGUUGGCAGUCACCGGCUCGAAGGGUCUGCAGUGGAUGAAAUGGUGCAACCGGUUUACCAGAUUCUGCAUCCAGAUCGGUGGUUCGCUCUUCUGCGGCUAUGUCACGUGCUUCCUCUUGGCAACAGUCUCAUUCACCUCGGCAUUCAAUCUCUUCAGACUCUAUUCGCCAACACAAUUCAUGCAGUUGAAGCGGAAAACUUAACUCGAUCCCUAGGUAUAUGCCUGGCAAUCUUUCUAUAUGAUAAUAUUCAGUUGUUAAUUAGUUGCUGCAAACAACCUGCGAGUCACAUAAACUGAAAAGGUUUGAGUUAUUGAUGUCUAGGGAAGUCAGUGGUUGGUUUGUUUCCGGUAUGCCUUGGGACACUUCUUUUCGAAAAAGGAAAAAAAAAAACAAAAAGACUCCUCUCAAAAGAAAAAAUGCUACUAGCGUGUGGUCACAUUUGUACAUACUUAUCUCUAAGGAAUGUAUAUUACGGGCUUCUUGACAUCCGCAUACAUGUACAUCUCAGUGCCAACCAUAAGGUAUCCUACAAUUGUUUUUUUUUUAUGGUAUGUACUCUAAAAAAUUUUAUUUAAGAUGAACAAACACUAAACUGUUUGAA